Messenger RNA from Gongylonema pulchrum, 225 nucleotides. The record is from the annotation of a GenBank genome assembly. NCBI's taxonomy places the organism in Eukaryota, Metazoa, Nematoda, Chromadorea, Rhabditida, Gongylonematidae.
AUGAACAAUUAUCGUCGACGAGCGCAUUUACACGUCGAAAUGUUGAAACCGCUAAAAAUCAAAAAAUGCGACAUCGAAUAUGGGAUGCAGAGGGCAGUCUCAAUUUCAUCUGGUACUGCGAUGAUGAGGAUAACUGCAAGAGAAGAUUACAAGCUCGAAGCUCCUGCACGGUGUUUCAAUGUCGACCUCGCUCAUACCGUUCAUCCUUCCUGUACUUCAGCAUGA